CCAAAGAGCGGUGAUCCUCAAGCUCCGCCAGACCGGUGGCUUACACUGCAACUGCAAGCCAUUUGAUUGGCUGGAAACGUGCACCAGUUUUCUUCCUCAGCUUGGCAGCACAAAGCUUUCGACGUUCCAACCAUUUUUCUUUUCCCUUCUUCUUUGUUCAUCUUUUUGAAGCUUCUAUAAUGGCAGACACUUUGGCCCCUCCUACCCUUCCCAAGGGUGUUAAGAAACCCAACAAGGAAGAAUUCGAUAAGCAGGUCAAUGAGAGCAUUGCACGCAUCGAGAAACUCAAGAAGCAGAUGAACACGAUUUGGGAUAAGAUCAACAGUAUGCCUGCUCAAAAGGAGAAUGCUCGUCAGGAAGAGGUGAAGGCUCAGUUGCAAGAGCUUCGUAGAAAGCAGGCCGAGAUCAAGAGUAGCCGAAAAGCCGUCUAUGAACAGUUGGAUGCUCUUCAGGAGUCUAUCCGACAAAAGGUAAACAACAUCAAAUCUUUCCAGAACAAGGUUCCUUACAAGACCAAGGCUGAGGUGGAUCAGCGUAUCGCUGAACUUGAGAGCAAGAUUGAAAGCGGUGUACGUCUUGUGGAAGAAAAGAAGAUUCUUCAGGAAAUCUCUCAAUUGAAGCGUGGCCGUGAUGCUGUAGAGGAUGUUGAUGAGCAGCAGGCUGCUAUUGACCGCGAACGAGCCAUCCACGCGGAAUUGAAGAAGAACAUUGAUACAGAGGAAGCCAAAAAGCUCAGCAAGCAAUACGAAGAACUCGAUGCCGAGUUCAAGAAUUUGCAUUUGGAACAGAACAAGCAGUGGGAAUCCCGCAACAAAUUAUUCAACGAACUGACUAAAGUCCGAACCGAAAAGGACGAGGAACAGGCCAAGCUUCGAACCUUGCGUGACGAACACCGCAAGGCCAAUGACGAAUAUUACAAUUUUGUGCGCAAGUUGCGUGAAUUCAAGGAAGAACAAGAACGUCUUCGUAAAAUCCAGGAAGAAAAGGAGAAGCGUGAGGCAGCGGCCAAACAGGAAUUGGAAGAAGCGGCCUUGCCUGCUUUUGAAAGUGAAAUUGCCCUGUGCGAGAACCUUACCAAAUAUUUGCAAGGCUUUGUGGCGGGCGGAUCGUCCGAGGAACAGCGCACCGACAACGGUGCCAAUGCUCCUGAUGCACCUGAGGGUAUGGUGGUGAUGAAGAAGAAGGAUGAUGAAGAAUUCUUCUCGGGUGCAAGCAAGAAGAAGCAGCGUGGCAACAAGGCCAAUAAGGAAAAGAAGACCGAUGCACUCAAGUUGCCUUUGGCUACCAUGGAAGCCUUUUUCGAUAUCAAGGUGACCGUGCCUACCAAGAUCUCGGAGAUUCCCGCCACUCUUGAAAAACUCAAGGAAAGAAAGGCUUACUAUGUGGCCGAGCAGCCCAAGGUCACUGAAGCCAACAAGAAGCGAGCUGAAGAAAAGAUUGCGGCUUUGCAAAAGAAGAUGCAAGAAGAACAGGAAGAAGCAGCAGCAGCAGCCAAGGCAACAGAAGAACAACCCGUAUCUCAGGACGAUAGCGAGAAAGCUGACGAGCAGUAAUGCAGCACACAUUUUAGCCUAUUUUUGAAACGAUAG
Messenger RNA from Radiomyces spectabilis, 1589 nucleotides. RefSeq lists its product as uncharacterized. Gene Ontology annotation, cellular component: nuclear outer membrane-endoplasmic reticulum membrane network; endoplasmic reticulum; ribonucleoprotein complex. Gene Ontology annotation, biological process: intracellular mRNA localization. The coding region runs from base 180 to 1553 and encodes 457 amino acids. Lineage: Eukaryota; Fungi; Mucoromycota; Mucoromycetes; Mucorales; Radiomycetaceae. The transcript has 4 exons. The record is from RefSeq and is a predicted model, not a curated record. Gene Ontology annotation, molecular function: mRNA binding.